This is a messenger RNA of Prunus dulcis (almond), 1617 nucleotides long. RefSeq names its product zinc finger BED domain-containing protein RICESLEEPER 4-like. Bases 1 to 1617 code for a protein of 538 amino acids. The record is from RefSeq and is a predicted model, not a curated record. Gene Ontology annotation, molecular function: DNA binding; protein dimerization activity. NCBI's taxonomy places the organism in Eukaryota, Viridiplantae, Streptophyta, Magnoliopsida, Rosales, Rosaceae. The transcript has 7 exons.
AUGGAUGAAGUUAACUUAGUACCAACAAUGGAUGAAGCUAACUCAGUGCCAACGAUGAUGGAGGUAAACCAAGGGGUGCCUGGUUCAAACCAAAAGGUCCUAACUUUUGCCAAGGACCAAUCUGGAAGUAUUACCGCUCUUGGGGCAACGAGAUUUAAUAAGGAAGAAUCUAGGAAAGCAUGUCUUAGGAUGGUUAUUAUUGAUGAGUUGCCAUUUAGUUUUGUAGAUGGAGAAGGGUUUCGUCACUUUUGUAGUGUUGCAUGCCCUAGGUUUAUACCGCCAUCUCGUAGAACACUUGCUAGAGAUUCGCUUGCACUUUACUAUGAUGAAAAGCAACUUUUGAAAGCAAAGUUAGCUGCAUAUAGAGUCUGCCUUACUACUGACACAUGGACAUCUGUCCAAAAUAUAAACUAUAUGGUUCUCACUGCACAUUUCCUAGAUGGUGAUUGGAUGUUGCAUAAGCGUGUGUUGAAUUUCUGUGUAAUUCAAAAUCACAAGGGUAGGACAAUUGGCAGACUUAUUGAGAAGUGUUUGAUUGAUUGGGGUAUAGAGAGGGUACUCACAAUAACCCUAGAUAAUGCAUCUGCAAAUGAUAAAGCUGUAUCUUAUUUGCAAAAUAAGAUGAAGGAUUGGCCGAAUAGAGGUUUGUUGUUAGAUGGUGUCCACUUACAUAUGAGAUGUUGUGCUCAUAUUGUAAACCUCAUUGUAACCGAUGGUUUGAAAGAGUUACAUAAUUCUGUUAAGAGUAUUCGUGAUACUGUCAUGUGGAAUUCCACCGACAUGAUGCUAGAAGUUGCUUUGAAAUUUAAAAAGGCUUUUUCUAGGUUGGAAGAUGAGGAUGGGCAUUUUAGAAGCUACUUUGGUAGAGGGAAUACACCACCAGUUGAGGAGGAUUGGGCAAAUGUUGUUGUCUUUGUUAAGUUUUUAAAAAGUUUUUAUGACUUCACUUUGAGGUGUAGUGCCACUUUGCAUGCCACAGCCUAUACUACUUUUCAUGACUUAUUUGCAAUUGAUUGUGAAUUGGCUGAAUUGAGUGUAGUAGACAAUCCUCUUCUAUCGAACAUGGCUCAAAAUAUGAAAUUGAAAUAUGACAAGUAUAAAUUGGACAAUUUAUCAAUGCAUAUUGCUUAUUUGUAUGUGGAACAUGAUGCUUAUGUUGUCGAGAAGACAGCUAGUGUGAGAGUUCUUUUGUUUAAACUUUAUGGGGUGUACGAGGCAAGUUUUGUUAGUAAUCCAACUCAAAGUUUUAGUAGUUCUACUACAUCCUCAAGUAUUGGCAGCAGCAUAGUGAUUGAUAGUUCUAACUCCUCAAGCUUCGAAGUUUUAGCGGUCAUUGCAAGAGAUGUGCUUGCAAUUCCAGUCUCUACAGUUGCUUCAGAAUCUACUUUUAGCACAGGAGGGAGAACAAUUAACUCAUUUCGUAGUUCCUUGAGUCCUGCUAUGGUUGAGGCUUUAAUUUGUACACAAAAUUGGUUGAAGUGUACUUCAAUAUCUUUAAUAGUUCAGCCCACUAUUGAGGAGAUGGAGUUUUAUGAAACCAUUGAGUCAGUAUGGGGACAUGCUGGAAACUGGGCGGCCUUUAAUGAAAUGGAAAUUAUGAACUUGUAUUUUGGAUAG